Molecule: messenger RNA, 1122 nt
Organism: Spinacia oleracea (spinach)
Lineage: Eukaryota; Viridiplantae; Streptophyta; Magnoliopsida; Caryophyllales; Amaranthaceae
Exons: 2
Coding region: 1-1122 (373 amino acids)
Source: RefSeq, a predicted model, not a curated record
AUGAACCAUUACCCCAUUCGGGAGUUGGGUUUCAGGGAGAAAAGGGCCCACCAGUUUGUGUCUUGUUUGCAUGUUGACACCGGUUUGCAGAAGUCUGUGACCGUUCCUAAGUACUGGUUGCCUCUUGCUAAGUAUAUUUUGGGAAAUGGGCCGCUGUCUGCAGUUGGCUUGUGCCACACCCAUACUCUUGGUCUGCAUACUCUCAACUUUGCUAUUCUCGGUUUGGGCAAAGACGGUCGUCCUACUACCAACAACCCUCCCAAUCCGAAAGGUGUGUUUUCUACUCUGUCGACCUACGCAACCCAAGCCAACAAAAAGCGUGGUUCGACUCGGGAGGAGGUUGCGAGUGAGUCUCCUGCUAAGAAGACAAAAAGAUUAAGCUCCAUACCAGCUCCCAAACCACUUUCCAUCCGUGCGCCUACUGGAGUUGUUUUCAAAACGACUCAUACUGCUCCUGACAACCCUGCUCCAAGACCUGUCUUCAAGACCGUCCAUACUGCUCCUGACAUGGCUGGAGGUUUUAAAAGUUUGGAUUGCGGUCGUGGUGCUGCCCUUACUGGCAGGCGUCCUCGCGAUCGUAACCAACCCUUCACUCGGGUGAAUCGGUCUCGAGUGGACGGUACUACGCAGCCUGCCCCUGAUAAGUCUCAGCAGAAGUCUCCUGAGAAAGGUUUUGAAUCAGCUGCCGAUGUGAACAUCGCAGGCCAAGGGGGUGAUGCUGUUGCGGAUGUUGAGCCGAUAGCCCAACCAGACUUGAUGGUUGUGGAUCUUAUGACUCCAACCCGUCAGAACCAAGAGCAAGAGGUAAAUGAUACUGAUGUUGCUGGUAUGGGCCAGAAGACUCCUCCUCUCAUGCCUCCUACUCUUCAUACUUCUUUCGGGUAUGUUCGCCCUAGCCAGAGUGCUGGUACCAGCUCUGGUCUGAACAUGGGUGUCUUUGUCCGUCCUGGGGAGUGGAUUGAGAAGACUCCGAUUUGCCUAUCCCCCAGGAAGAUGAAGUACUUUGAGGUUCCUCCUGGUGAGCCUGAUGAACCCUGGAACCCUAAAAUCGAUCUUCUUCGUGGUGAGUCGAUACUCACCGACGACUGCAAGGGGGUGGUUGUAUGGGUUGGAGGGCUUUGA